CACCUCCACCGCCCGCUCUCGGCGCCCUCGCCAGCCGUCCAACAGCAGCACCGCAUCUCUGCAUCUGUCUGCUGCUCGGCUGUACUGCUCUUCUGCCAGUGCUGAGCAUCGAAGCGCUGCGUGACGCUACGCAUCGCGCGCUGCCGCGGGACACGCACACGCCGCACCUCGCACCCUCCACGGCGACAACUCUGCGCACGCCCGCUCUGCCGCCGGCUCUCGCUUCUCCUCAGCUCUUCACUGGAGCUCGCAGCCAUGAUGCCGCCCGCACAGCGCGGCUCGUCCAGGCCGCAGGCGCCGCCUGCUGCGUCGAGCGCUGCGCAUCAUGCGUUCCCUGCCUCGCUGCACGAACGCGCCAUCGAUCUGGCCUUUGACUCAUUCUUCGACGACUUCAUGCGUGCGGGCCCCUCGUCUGUGCCGCAGCCGCCUCUGCGCGCGCCGUCGCCGCCGCGCCGCUUCGAGGCUCUUUCGGCUCUCGUGGCUGCGCCGCAGCCGCACCUGCGUCCGCCGUCGCCGCCGCGCCGUUUUGAGGCGCUUUCGGCUCUCUCGGCAGUACCGAUGCGCCUGCGUCCGGCGCCUCCGGCACCACAGCACGAGCUUUGGCUCGAUCCGAGUCUGCGCGCUGAGCCGCUCGCCGGCACCGACGAGGGCCGGAUUGCUGCGCGAUCAACGCCGCUGCCGCUGCCGCUACCGCCGCCGCUCGCUGAGGGUACGGCGCCGGCCGCGUCGCAGCUGCACCCCUGGGCGCCGCCCGACUCGCUCAAGCAGGAGCCGCGCUCCGUCUCGCCGUCGUUCAGCCUGGCCGAAGAGGCUGCCGCGCUGGCACCACCUCGCGAGUACGACGCCAGCCUGGCCGACGACGAGCGGGGCCUUCUUGUGCCUGUCAACGCUUGGCCGCCGCUUUCACCGCAGAUGCAUGUCUGCGUGGCGCGCCUUGGCGGGCAGUGGACGCAGCACCUAGCGCAGCGCAUGCCGCCGUACCACGACGGCACCGCUAUCGUGUCGCUGCCCGAGCCGCCCGAGGUCGAGUACCCGCCGCCGACGGUGCUCUCUUACCGUGCGCUGCUGCGUCGCCAGGCGCGCGCUCGCGAGGUCCACAUGCCCGCCGACCUGCGCCGCAUGUGGAUGCUGCGCGUUGCCCACCAUCGCGGCGCCAUUCCGCCGCCGCCGCAUGGGUCGGGCCGUGUGAUCCUGCGCCGCAACCUGCCCGGACGCAAGAUCCUGCGGUAGCCGGCAGCGAGGCACAACUUCCCAGACAGGAGCGUGUGGUGCCAUCAAUCGAUUCCAG
This is a messenger RNA of Tilletiopsis washingtonensis, 1288 nucleotides long. RefSeq lists its product as hypothetical. Bases 256 to 1230 code for a protein of 324 amino acids. The transcript is spliced from 2 exons. The record is from RefSeq and is a predicted model, not a curated record. NCBI's taxonomy places the organism in Eukaryota, Fungi, Basidiomycota, Exobasidiomycetes, Entylomatales.